AUGUUUUCGUUUCAACCGACAGAAAGCAAAAACGCACACAUCCUUGAAUCGAGCAGCCCUCUUCUUUCUUUCCUUUUAAAACAACAUGCCUAAUUUAAGGAAAUCUUUGCGUCGAAACUUUUGGCAUUCUCGUGCGCAAAAGCCGCCUUCGUCUUCAUCUCUGCCUUGUGUAGCAGCAACUCAAACCAUCGACAACAACAAGCCUUCUUCGACCUGCUCUUUUGCGCCCGUUAAAUCGCCGUCGUUUGAGAGGCUUCGGAACGAUGUAGCGAUUCCUGCGCUGCUAGUUAAUUGCAGUCAGGAAAUUCAAUCACGAGGCCUUUCCACUGAAGGAAUUUUUCGUCGUUCGGGGAACUCUGCAUUAAUUGAAAAACUCCUAAAGGAAUUUGCAGCGGCUGACGAUCCGUUCCACAUUGAUCUAAGCACUGUUCCCGUGCAUACACUCACAGGCCUCUUCAAACGCUAUCUUCAACAACUUUCCGAGCCUGUGAUCCCCAAACUGCUUCAGCCGGAGCUGCUGAAUGCUUAUGAAAGCACACCAGAUGUCCGAGAAAAAGUGCGUCGAAUCAAUGCCGCAUGUCAAUCACUGCCAGACUUUCAUGGGAUCCUGCUUUGCUUUAUCAUCCGGUUUGCCCAUAGUGUCAGUAAUCAUGCCGACCACAACAAGAUGACGCCCGAAAACCUGUCAAUUAUCUUAGCGCCAACUUGUGUACGACUUGACGGCGUGAGCCACCUACUUUCGAACAGCAGCGAUGGAAACAUUUACAAAGCGAAAGCAUCGCCUUUACAGAAACCCGUAAAGAUGUUUCGUACUCUAUCGCUACGGAGAGCAAGCAAGCCAGCAGCAAUCCCCCAAUCAUCCUUAUCGCAGACGACACUCUCCUGCGAUAUAUUGUCGAAGAGUUCAUUGAAGGAUCGAUUGCAGCCGCUCUUUACAUCCAUGCACAAUACCAGCAAGUCGCAUAAGCUACAAGAACAUCAACAGCAACGGCACAUGCCGAAAUACGCACCACACAAUCUGCUACAACUUGAAUUGAUUAAGGACAACACCCGCUGGAAUAAAUUUUUCCAGUUCAUGAUCGAGAAUGCUCCGAAGUUUUCUUACGACAGCAACGUUAACGACAACAACAACAACAAUGCGUCCAUACAGGAAAAUAUAGUUGACGACGGUAACAGCCUAAAGUCAGAAUCUACUAGCUCUCUAUCCUCGCCAAAAGUCAAGAGAAUCAAAGAUAUUUUUGGCAGCAUGCUUGCGAUGUUUCCUGACAUUGCUCGGGAGCUAAAAAUAACCAUGUCACCAACAAGAACAACAUCUCCUUCACGAGCGCUAGCCCCUUCAAUAGACCUACCGGCACCUGGCCAGUUGAUCAAUGGCCCAGAACCUAAUGUCUCUUCGGUCAGCUCACCAUCAUCAUCAUCAUCAUCAUCAUCAUCAUCAUUAUCACCACCAAUGUCGCCACCGCUAUUGUCAUCAUCCGCAGCCACAGUAGUAUCAAGAUCAGCACGCCAUCGAUUUGAUAUGGGUCUACCGCCACCAGCUGCUGCUAUGCCACCGACAAGAAGCUCGUUGGACAUGUGGUCAUCACCCCUUGCCCCACUGCGACGUACACUGACAGCCGACACACCCAGCAAUAUCGAUGAUGAAUCCGACUCGCCUUGUAGAUUCAGUGGCACAAAAUAUGAAGCUAUAUGGCAGCAUUGGAAAGAACGCGAAGAAGAGGAGCGACGGAAGAUACCAGCACUUAGUCUGAGGAAUCCUAACAUCCAAAGGAAAGGAGAUAUGUUAAAGUCGCUCAGUCAGAACGUAGCCUUUGCUGCUCCACCUACGAACAAGAGGCCAUUGUCUGUUGCUUUCAUUCCAUCUGCGCGGCCCAAUUACUUUCUGCGCUAACCCCUACCUCUCUUGCUGGCAUAGAAUAGCCUGUCUUUUAUUGUGUGUUCUUAUUAAUUG
This is a messenger RNA of Zychaea mexicana, 1951 nucleotides long. RefSeq lists its product as uncharacterized. The coding region runs from base 86 to 1891 and encodes 601 amino acids. The record is from RefSeq and is a predicted model, not a curated record. Gene Ontology annotation, cellular component: cytoplasm. The transcript is spliced from 3 exons. Gene Ontology annotation, biological process: regulation of GTPase activity; signal transduction. Lineage: Eukaryota; Fungi; Mucoromycota; Mucoromycetes; Mucorales; Lichtheimiaceae.